Misgurnus anguillicaudatus (oriental weatherfish) is the source of this 2891-nucleotide messenger RNA. RefSeq names its product complement C5a receptor 1 (gene c5ar1). NCBI's taxonomy places the organism in Eukaryota, Metazoa, Chordata, Actinopteri, Cypriniformes, Cobitidae. Gene Ontology annotation, cellular component: plasma membrane. Gene Ontology annotation, molecular function: G protein-coupled receptor activity; complement component C5a receptor activity. The record is from RefSeq and is a predicted model, not a curated record. Gene Ontology annotation, biological process: complement receptor mediated signaling pathway; positive regulation of cytosolic calcium ion concentration; inflammatory response.
CGGUUCUAAAAACAGCAACAACAAAAAAACAGAGCAACAAAAUGUGCUUAAACAUCAAUAAGGAAGGGCUUGUGCGCACAACAUUUUGCAAUCAUUUCCUUUCCCUAAUCACAGUUGAACAUGUUAAAACUUGACUAUUACAUUCGGGGAGGGUGACACGAACACAACUUCACAGCAACAAAAUCUGAGAGCUAUAAUGGAGGAUGAAUUUGAAUUUGACUUUGACUUUAAUAACACUGAGUGUGAAAACUGUACAUUUGUGGUGGACCCCAAAGACCUGGUAUCUACCUUAGGUGUACAGCAUUGGGUUGCUCUGAUCUGCUACAGCAUUGUCUUCCUGCUGGGGGUCCCGGGCAAUGGUCUGGUGGUUUGGGUGACUGCAUUCAGAAUGCCAAACUCGGUCAACGCACAGUGGUUUCUAAAUCUGGCCAUCGCUGAUCUGUUGUGCUGCCUAUCUCUGCCUAUGCUGAUGGUACCGCUCGCUCAAGACCAGCAUUGGCCUUUUGGUCCUUUGGCUUGCAAAGUACUACAUGGUCUGUUCUACAUGAUGAUGUACUGCAGCGUUCUGCUUUUGGUCGUGAUCAGCUUGGAUCGCCUUUUACUGGUGACCAAACCCGUGUGGUGUCAGAACCACAGGAAUACGAAGGUAGCCCGGUGCACCUGCUUGGCCGUUUGGCUGCUGGCUCUCUUGGGUAGCUCUCCGCAGUUUGCGCAUAGACAGGAAAAAGAACUAAGUAUGACUAAAAAAUAUUGUGUGGUAAUGCUGUUUCAUAGCCAUGGUCAAGCCCUGGCUGUGACUCUCUCUCGCUUUCUCCUGUCUUUUGUGUUACCCUUCUUGAUCAUCUGUGUCAGCCACUGGAAGGUUUACCAGACGUCAAAGUUUGGACAUGGCCACCGCGGCAAUAACAAGUCAGCCCGGACGCUGCGUGUCAUUCUUGUUCUGGUGUCUACCUUUUUCCUGUGCUGGAUUCCUCUGCACAUUGUGGAUAUCCUUGAAAUAAUACUGCAGGAUAAAUGAGCAUUACAACCCAACCUGCGUUUAGCCCAGGUGUUAACGCUUUGCUUGGCUUACAUUAACAGCUGUCUGAAUCCUCUACUCUACGUGUGUCUCGGACGUGGUUUCAAAGAAAAUCUAAUAAGUUCACUGCGUAGUGUGCUUCACUUUGCAUCCGAGGCACCGAUCUCUCGAAAUACCAUGACUGCAAGCUCUAAAACAACCACAGACGGCAACAUCUGUAGAGAAAAAUCCCAAAUGAACAUUUACACUUCAACCAGGAUAUAGGAGACAUCGUUUUCUCAGUACAACAGUAAUGAGGAUUUUUUUCCCCAAAUCUGUGGCCCUUCGUGAUUCAUACAAUGCAAGUCCAGAGCUAGAGUCAAGUAAAAACCGGCCACACAAAAUGAAUCCUACUGACAAUAUUUUGAAAUCUUAGAAGAAAAAAACAACCCGUCUUUUCAAGAAACUGAAAAUUGUUGACAGCAUUGGAACCUAAUUCAUAACCUCAGCCAAAUGGUGCUGAAUCAUCGUCACCAAGCACCGCAGUUUCAACUAGAAAUCCUGUAUUUGUUAAAUUACACAUCCACUUUAAAAUGUCUAUGGAGAAAUGUAUCUUGUGACAACAUUUGUUCAGUGACAACAUUUGUACAGUGCUAGAUGAUUAUUAUUUUUUUAAUAAAUAAAGUAUUUUGCAGUAUAAGAUUGUUAAACAAUCGCUUGAUUUGUAAAACCAAACAAAUAACUAGCUUUUACAGGAUAAUUAAAUUAAGAUUAGGACCACUAAGAGGACCAUAGAGUCUCUGUGUCUUUAACUUAGUGGUUAUGUAGGCUAUGUGCUUGACAACGCACUAGAGGUCAACAAGUUUAUUUGUAACCCUAAAUUUAAACAUAGAAGAUUAAGUUUAUUUUAAUAAAUAAGAAUAAUGCAAUUACUUAUAGAUUUAUUUAAAAACAAUAAAAUUUGCAAAUGCCUCAUGCCCAAAAUGCUAAAAUUAUUAGCCAUAAGUCUCAACUAGUUUUGAUCAAAAUUUCAUUUGACAAAUACUAUUGUCAAAAAUGUACAAAUUACUGCAUUAUUAAUACUGCUAAAAGAUUUUGAAAUAUGAAGACUAGGCUCUUAGAGGUUCCCAAUUAUAUACAGGAUGUCAAAAUAUUUGUGUUUUAAACAUGUAAAGCCAGUUAAAUGGGCAAUGACAUUUUAGAAAAUUGUUCUCACUUAUUCUUUUCUCAAUGCAGUUUCCACAAAACAAACAAAAAAUAUAUUAAAUAGUUAAAUAUAAACAUUUGGACCCACCUGUGGGCCGGUGACAGUCAAGGGAUUUUAAAGGAAUUAAACUGAAAAAAGAAAACAUUUUCAUAUGUCAGCAUAGCAACAACAAUAUUGCUAAUGUUUGUACACGUCCAUAAUACGCUAUUAAACAUUUAGGCGUGUAUUUGCAACUACGAUUUUUCCAUAUAAGAGCAUUUUUGCUCUGUCAACAUAAUGCUAAAUUUAUCACUCAUGGAAAAUGAACAAUACAAAAUGUUGAGCAAUGAUUACAUUUCAUAAUCAACCUUUCCUGCAAGUGUACUAUAUAAAACUGCAAUGCUUUGUUGUUCCCUUUGUUUCUAUUUCAUGUAAAUCUGCUUUGAAAUGAUGAACAAUUGUAAAAAGCGCUAUAUAAAUUGUACUGAAUAGUUUUUAUUUUUGUAUUACAGUUUUUGUGUUUCGCAAACCUGAAACCAAGGCUUGUUGUUCUGUUGUAUAUAUAAUUACUUACUGUGGUAGGGAGCUAUUGAAAUGUUUCUUUGAUCAGACUGAAAAUAUGAGGUAACUUUGUGUCCCAAUUAAUUUGUUGUCCUGGAUCCACUGCACCAUUUUUGUAUCUAUAAAUAAAGUUUUUUUAUCAGUCCA